Symbiodinium necroappetens is the source of this 348-nucleotide messenger RNA. The record is from the annotation of a GenBank genome assembly. NCBI's taxonomy places the organism in Eukaryota, Dinophyceae, Suessiales, Symbiodiniaceae.
AUGCAGCACAGGAGCUCCAUGGUGCGUCGACGCUGCUUGGCCAGCUUUUGCUUGGUGCUCUUUGCGGCGUUUUCCCAAUCGAGCUUCAGCUUCAUCAACCUGGGACUAAACUUGCCAGGCAGGAUCAAAGCUCUGGUUGCCAGAGGGGCCGGCGAAGGUGCUAUUCUCUCUUGCGACACGAGGGAAGACUUUGUCGCAAACCUCAACGGCUCGUUGACGGUAGCUAUGUUCUCCUCGUCAAUGUGUGGACCGUGUUUCCUCAUGGAGCCUAAGGCCAGGUCAGAGAAAGAGAGACGGCUCAGUGCAUCUUGCCAGCUCUGGGUGUCAGCAUCGGGGUUUCGUCUUUGA